AUGGUGCGCGUGACCCGAAGCGUGCUGUUGCACGUGCUCGCGCUCUGCAGUUGCGCGUUCCUAUUGUUCCAGAUAUGCUACUACCGGAAGUACGUCAUCAAGACGGAGCCCCGCCCCCCAAGUCCUGACAGCCAAUGGGUCUCAGUCCGGUCCUUCCUGUCUGCAGCUCACAGUUGCCGUCUCCCUGUGUUCCUCAUCGAUGUCUCAGUGCUGAACUCAAUUUCCCACAAUACACCUGGACGUGGCCACUGCAACUUCCUGUGUCAGCGGCCAAUCACAGCCUUUGGCCUCAACCUGAAGCACUGGAGUCAUGAUAGCUGCUUCCUGUCUGCCCUGGAUCAGAAGGACUUCCUCUGGACACUCACCUCAGGUUUGAACCAAUCACAGACGGUCAGAAGGGGUUGGAUAAAGCGGACGCCACAUACACACCACAUGACUGACAUCACCGCCAUGUUCUACAACUUAAAACCCAAGCAAAACAGAGAAGGUGGGUUUUGA
Messenger RNA from Knipowitschia caucasica, 498 nucleotides. The record is from the annotation of a GenBank genome assembly. NCBI's taxonomy places the organism in Eukaryota, Metazoa, Chordata, Actinopteri, Gobiiformes, Gobiidae.